Alternaria atra is the source of this 999-nucleotide messenger RNA. RefSeq lists its product as uncharacterized. The coding region runs from base 1 to 999 and encodes 332 amino acids. The record is from RefSeq and is a predicted model, not a curated record. The transcript is spliced from 2 exons. Lineage: Eukaryota; Fungi; Ascomycota; Dothideomycetes; Pleosporales; Pleosporaceae.
AUGGCCUCUACUGAGAAGCCGAUAUUGUUUCACUACGACGGUUCGAUCUUCUCCCAUCGAGUGCUAUGGUAUCUAUGGCUUCGCGGCAUACCUUAUGAUGAAUGCAUUCAAUCUGCAUUCAUGCCACGUGCAGAUCUUGAACUCAUUGGCGUCGGCUACCGAAAAAUCCCUAUCAUUGCUAUUGGAAAAGACGUAUACUGCGAUUCUCGGCUCAUCAUCUCCAAGUUGGAGUCAUUGUACCCCAACAGCGCUCUCGCACCUUCCACGCCAUCCGAGAUCGGUAUCACGAAGCUUUUCGAAAGCUGGACGGUUGAUGGCGGUAUCUUUGCCAACGCCGUGAAGAUGAUGCCAUAUUGGAAGGAAGCAAGCUUUCUUUCGAACAAGGCAUUCAUCGAUGAUCGCGCGAAGCUCAUGGGAAGGCGGUUUACCGCCGAAGGAAUGGAGGCUGGGCGACCAGACGGCGCGCAGCAUUUGCAGCAAGCCUUUGACAUGCUGGAAACCACUUUCCUUGCCGAUGGUAGAGACUGGAUUCUGAACACGCAAGAGCCGUCGUUAGCAGAUAUCGACGCUGUUUGGCCCAUCAAAUGGUUGAUUUCGGACCCGAAAAUGGAAGACAGUCUUCCCGCGGAGCACUUCAACGCUAAAACGUAUCCGAGGGUGUUCGCGUGGGUGGAGAGGUUCGUGACAGAACUGGACAAGAAGAAAGAGCAGAUACCAAAGCCAAGUGCGCUAGAUGGGAAAGCGAUGGGCAAACGAACUCUUGAAGCCACUACCUCACCAGAAACCAUUGUCUUCGUCGAUGUCAAUUCGCACAGGCUCAAACAAGGCGACGAGGUCGAAGUCUUUCCAUCGGACUACGGACAGAUGGGUAAGACUGCUGGGACCAUCGUUGGUCUUACAGUACACGAAGUUGUUAUCCGUAACAGCAAAGGCAUGCAUGUACAUUUCCCGCGAUGGAACUUUGCCAUUUCCAGAGCUGCUUCAAAGUCUAUGAUAUAG